AUGGAGUUGUUGGGAAGAAGAACCCAAGUGAUUACAUUAUUCCUAGUACUUGUUGUGGUGGGGUUACUAAGAGGAGCAGAGAGCAGAAAAACCAUGAAAUUAGAAUCACUUGAGUACACUGCUAUAAGCUGCAGAGCUCACAGUGCCUCGCUGACUGAAUUUGGAGGAGUUGGAGAUGGAAAGACAUCAAACACAAAGGCUUUCCGGGCUGCAAUCAGUCAGCUGAGCCAAUAUGCAAGUGAAGGAGGUGCUCAGCUCUUUGUUCCAGCUGGGAAAUGGUUGACAGGAAGCUUCAACCUCAUCAGCCACUUCACUCUCUAUCUCCACAAGGAUGCUGUUCUCCUAGCUUCUCAGGAUGUGAACGAAUGGCCUGUGCUCAAACCCCUGCCAUCUUAUGGUCGAGGAAGGGAUGCAGCAGCUGGAAGGUUCAGCAGUCUCAUAUUUGGAACAAAUCUCACUGAUGUCAUUGUUACAGGAGACAAUGGCACAAUUGAUGGCCAAGGUGAAUUCUGGUGGCAGCAGUUCCACAAGAAGAAGCUAAAAUACACCCGACCUUACCUGAUUGAGAUCAUGUUCUCAACCGAUAUCCAAAUUUCAAAUCUAACUCUCCUAGACUCUCCAUCAUGGAAUGUUCAUCCUGUUUACAGCAGUAAUAUUCUUGUGCAAGGGAUUACGAUCAUCGCUCCAAUUACAUCUCCAAACACAGAUGGGAUCAACCCAGAUUCUUGCACCAAUACUAGAAUUGAAGACUGCUACAUAGUCUCUGGGGAUGACUGUGUGGCUGUGAAGAGCGGCUGGGAUGAGUAUGGUAUAGCAUUUGGACGGCCUACAAAACAACUAGUAAUCAGACGGCUCACAUGCAUUUCACCCUAUAGCGCCACCAUUGCAUUAGGCAGUGAAAUGUCCGGCGGGAUCCAAGAUGUCAGAGCCGAAGACAUCGUGGCCAUCCAUACCGAAUCGGGGAUCAGGAUCAAGACAGCUGUAGGGAGAGGAGGGUACGUGAAGGACAUAUAUGUGAGGAGAAUGACCAUGCACACCAUGAAAUGGGUAUUUAAAAUGAAUGGGGAUUAUGGGUCACACGCUGAUGGCAAGUACGAUAAAAAUGCAAUCCCUGAGAUCAAAGGGAUCAACUAUAGGGACAUGGUGGCUGACAAUGUAACCAUAGCUGCAAGAUUGGAAGGCAUUGCAGAUCACCCCUUCACAGGGAUUUGCAUUUCGAAUGUGACCAUUGGAUUGGCGGCAAAGGCAAAGAAGCAGCCGUGGACAUGCACCAACAUUGAGGGGAUUACAAGUGGCGUGACGCCUAGCCCUUGUGACCUGCUGCCUGAUCAGGGUCAUGACAAAGCUACAGCUUGUGAAUUUCCUGCAGAUGAUCUACCAAUUGACUUGGUAGAGUUAAAGCAGUGUACAUAUAGGAUGAGCUAUCUAUAA
Messenger RNA from Prunus armeniaca (apricot), 1431 nucleotides. NCBI's taxonomy places the organism in Eukaryota, Viridiplantae, Streptophyta, Magnoliopsida, Rosales, Rosaceae. The record is from the annotation of a GenBank genome assembly.